AUGGCAACUUAUCCCUACCGGCCUCUAAACCUCCCUAACGAAACCCGCAUCCUCACCGUUCAACCCGGUAACUUUGACGACAAGGUUAUAUGCGGCAUCUCGCACCUCAACCUCCUCUCACCGGACGCGCCGUACGAGGCAUUGAGCUAUUGCUGGAGCAAAAGUAUUGAUGCCGUUAAAGAGAUCGACCCAGAGUCUGAUAUCCCCUGGGCCGUCUACGGCACAGACGACGAUGGCAACAUAGUUUCCGAGUCUGGCACGUCCAAAUGGAAAGACCUGUGCGACCACCCCUACCACGGCGAGCAGUACAUCCGAGGAGGUGGCCGCAUGCCCGAUGCCCCCAUCACAUGUGACGGCGUGGAGAUCAUCGUCGGCGGUGAACUCUUCCGCGCGCUUCGAAGAAUGCGAAGCGAAGAGAGAGGAGAGCCGCUUCGGAUUUGGGUUGACGCGCUGUGUAUCAAUCAGCAGGAUAUCAAGGAGCGGAACGAGCAUGUUCAACUCAUGGGACGGGUGUAUGCUGGUGCGGUAAGGACGCGGGUAUGGCUGGGCGAGUCAACGGAGAUGGACUUCCACGCUAUCCGCACGCUGUAUGCUAUUUCGGAAGUGUUUGACGACAUCUUUGUUAAUCGUAAGGUUGUUGAUAUGGCGAGCGUGGCGAUGCAAGAGGUCCAGUGGCAUUUCCACAACAAUGCAGAUACACGUCGGCUUGACUGGGGGCUCUUGGCUGAUUUGCUGAAUCGGUCAUGGUUCAAACGUACCUGGAUCAUCCAGGAGGUCGUCAACUCUCGCGAGGUCAUGGUUCAUCUUGGACCGAUACAAAUUCCCUGGCACUUUAUGGCGGUCGUCAUGCUCGCUCUAUCAGACUUCAAACUACAGACACUGAUUAGCGAAUGCAAGGGCUUCAAAGCCAUUGGGUUCAUGGAGCAACUCCGCAAAGAACGUGUGGAUGAAGCGGCGAUGUUCACUAACACCCCGCUUCUUACCUUGCUAGAAGAGCUGAGAGACUUUCAAGCGACGAUCCCUAGCGACAAGAUUUACGGGGUGCUUGGCCUCAUCAAUCAGAAGGGAGACUUUAUUGUCGACUAUUCUCAGACUUCCGAAAAGGUAUUCACUGACUUUGCGGUCAAGAACAUAAAGACCGGAUCACUGGAUAUUUUGACUCAUUGUGUUGAGUCGUCGAAGCCAACGACCCUGGAACUUCCGUCUUGGGUGCCUGACUGGACUUGUCCCGGUUGGACUGAGCCGCUCCGCAUCCGUGGGCUGAAGGCCUCGGCUACGGGUGAUAGCAAGCCGAUCAUGCAUAUCGAUGAGGAUACAGGGGUCUUGCAUAUCAAGGGCAGGAUUGUCGAUGUGGUGGCUCAGGUGGAAUGCAAGAGACAGAUUCCUGGGCCGAAUCAGCAAGGCCCGAUGGGAGGCGGCAGCACCGAUGAAGUUGAAAAAGGCGUCGCAGAAAAUCUAGGCAAACCUAGCGACUCAAAGGUCGUAAAGAUGGCAAAGUACGGCGGCCCAAUCUUCAAAUACGAGAAGGAAAACGAUCAGGAUAGAGCGGAUGGUAGCAGGGCUGAGGACGACGUCGAGAGACCCAAGAGCCCCAUUAACGACGCCGAGUACAGACUCAACACAUGGGAAAACCUUUGGCGGACCUUCAUGUGCAACCAAACGCGGGAUCACAAGCGACCUGACGAGGAUUGCGCGAUUGGCUUGGAUAUACACUACAGUAUCGCCUUGGAACCGGGUAAGGGACUUGCUCGCAUUCUCCAGGAGCGGACGGAUCACGAGAUCCAGUUUCACGGGUUGGCGCCGCAGGAUGGCGUUGCGCACUAUAUGAAGGAGAAGGAGAUUGCAGAGAAAUUUAUUGGUGCGCAUUCGAAGUGGACUUAUGAUCGAAGGUUCUUUCGCUCGGAGGAGGGCAGGUUCGGGUGGGCUGUGGAUGGGGUAAGAAAGGGUGACUUGGUUGUUGUGCUGUAUGGGUGUGACUAUCCCAUCAUUGUCCGUGCCGAUGAGCAGAAGAAGUCACGGAUAAUCGGGGACUGUUAUAUCCAUAACCUGAUGGACGGGGAGGCCAUGGAGGAAAGUGCUGCAUUUGCGGAAACCGAGUUUAAUAUUGUGUAG
Molecule: messenger RNA, 2112 nt
Organism: Colletotrichum godetiae
Lineage: Eukaryota; Fungi; Ascomycota; Sordariomycetes; Glomerellales; Glomerellaceae
Product: heterokaryon incompatibility protein-domain-containing protein
Exons: 3
Coding region: 1-2112 (703 amino acids)
Source: RefSeq, a predicted model, not a curated record